AUGAAAUAAGUUCUCAUUUUAGUAUUCAAUCUAUAUCAUGUUCUUUGUUAAGAUGAAUUGCUUGCUGUGUAGGCCAUUUGGAGACAUGGGGCAAGAAAUCCUUAUUUCUGCAAUUAUGAAUGUGAUCUGAACGUAGCAAAAGGAGAUAGUGCUUUAUUAACACCUACCGGAAUGAGACAAUAAUAUAUAUUGGGAAAAUGGUUAAGAAAAAGAUAUAUUUAAGUUACCCCACUUUUGUCAUCAACAUUUAAUGAAAAUGAAAUAUACAUAGAAAGUUCAGAUGUCAAUAGGACUCUGUAAAGUGCUUAUUGCAACCUAUAAGGUAUGUAUCCAGAAGGACCUAAUGUACCUCAUUUUGUGGAUGAAAAUGCUUAAUUGCUUUUACCUCCCAAUAAGGGAGCUGUUACUCCUGCAGGAAUAGGAGAUUAUGCCUUGCCCAACAAUAUUUAAUUAAUACCCAUACAUACCAAACAAAAAGAAACGGAUUAUGCUCUUGCACUUUCAUGCCCAAAAGGUUCUGAAAUGGUUGUUCAAAACCUAAAAACGGACCUAUAUAAAGAGGUUAAUGAUUACAGUUCAAAAUUAUACAAAGACUUUAAUGAAUAGGUAAAUUUAACUGGUGAUCAACAAGUGAAUGACUUCAUCACACUUUCUGAUUUUAGAGACACAUUUGUUUGUAAUAGAUACAAUGGAGAUAAAAUGCCUGAAAAUUUGAAAGCAGAAACAUUAUAACAAAUUGAUGAUAUCGCUAAUUUGGCAUUUAGUCUUGAAAGGUUCUAAACACAAGAAUAAGUAAAUCUUUAUUCAACUCCUUACUUUAAAUAAGUUUUUGAUCGUUUUGAUAGCAUUUUGAAUGGUACUUCUAAUUUUAAGUAUUAUGGAUCCUCUUCUCAUGAUUCUACCAUAUUGGCUGCAUUAUCUGCUCUUAAUUUGACAAGUGCUUAAUGUUAAGCUGAUAUUUAUCUUAAAAAAAAUGUAACUCACCCAUAUUGCAUUACAAAAUAUAUUGAUUUUGCAUUUAAUUUAAUAUUUGAACUCUACAAUAAUUCAAUCACUGGACCAUAUGUUAAAGUAUUAUAUAAUGGUGAGUAUAUGCCUCUGUGUUCUAUUUAAGGUAACACAUGCUUAUAUUCAAACUUACGGUCUAAAUUAAUGGCAACAUAAGUUGAUUAUAAAAAGGAAUGUGGAAUAGCUAAAGAUGAUGAAAUACUUAUCGAAGAGGAAACCCCUGGUUGGGCAUUAGUAUUUUUCAUCGUAGUUUUGUUGCUAUUAAUCGCUGGAGUAGGCAUAGUCAUACUAAUUAAAAAAAAGAUAGCAAAUUUAAAAUGA
This is a messenger RNA of Paramecium tetraurelia, 1329 nucleotides long. RefSeq lists its product as uncharacterized. Gene Ontology annotation, biological process: dephosphorylation. Lineage: Eukaryota; Ciliophora; Oligohymenophorea; Peniculida; Parameciidae. The transcript is spliced from 5 exons. Gene Ontology annotation, molecular function: phosphatase activity. The record is from RefSeq and is a predicted model, not a curated record.